Molecule: messenger RNA, 2346 nt
Organism: Oreochromis niloticus (Nile tilapia)
Lineage: Eukaryota; Metazoa; Chordata; Actinopteri; Cichliformes; Cichlidae
Gene: chrnb3a
Product: cholinergic receptor nicotinic beta 3 subunit a
Exons: 9
Coding region: 674-1894 (406 amino acids)
Biological process (GO): monoatomic ion transmembrane transport
Cellular component (GO): postsynaptic membrane
Molecular function (GO): transmembrane signaling receptor activity; acetylcholine-gated monoatomic cation-selective channel activity
Source: RefSeq, a predicted model, not a curated record
CCCUCUUCUGUCCCGCCCUCAGCCCAGCUCGGCUCGGGCAGGAUCCAUCUCUGCUGCGGGACACGCACCAAAAGAAGGUGCAGAGAAACCCAACAGGCGACAGAACCAAGACAAGGAAAAAACAAAACAAAAAUACACACACACACACACACACACACACAUAUUCGACACAAGGUGGUGUUUCGCAGCGUGAAGGCGGUGCGUGUUGUACAAAGCCACCAACAACCGACCGUCCUUCAUUAUUUAAACUGCACAUCACGGCGGUGACACUCCGGAGGUCCCACUUGGCUGCCGAGAUGCAUGCAGGGAUGAACAGUCAGAUAAUUUGAUCUUCGCUGUGGAAAUAUCCACUCGGUCUCGUUGAUGACAGGAGGAAAGAUGAAGUUUGCGGUUGCGGUGUUGUGGUUCUGCGUGGCUCUUGGGAAAGCUACGAUGCAAGUCCAGGAAGAUUUUGUGUCACUGGCAGAGUUGGAGGAUUCUCUGCUGAGGAACCUUUUCAGAGGUUACCAGAAGUGGGUGCGGCCUGUUCAGCACGCCAAUGACACCAUCACUGUACGCUUUGGACUAAAGAUCUCACAGCUGGUUGAUGUGGAUGAAAAGAACCAGCUAAUGACUACAAAUGUUUGGCUCUGGCAGAGGUUCAAAGGACAUUUAAGAGGAGGGUUCAUCCUGGAUGACUGCACUACAGAGAGAGAUGAGCUCACUGAACAACACGUCUCUGGCCUUGGAGUGGGUUGAUGUGAAGCUGAAGUGGAACCCUGAUGAUUAUGGGGGUAUUACCUCUAUCAGAGUGCCUUCGGAGACAAUAUGGCUGCCUGAUAUUGUUCUGUAUGAAAAUGCUGAUGGUCGCUUUGAAGGUUCACUGAUGACUAAAGCCAUUGUGCGCUGGGAUGGCACCAUAACAUGGACUCCACCCGCCAGCUAUAAGUCCUCCUGCACCAUGGAUGUCACCUUCUUCCCCUUUGACCGACAGAACUGCUCUAUGAAGUUCGGUUCCUGGACUUAUGAUGGAAACAUGGUGGAUCUUGUCCUGGUGGAUCAUUACGUGGAUCGUAAAGACUUCUUUGAUAAUGGCGAAUGGGAGAUCCUCAAUGCCACAGGAGUAAAGGGAAGUAGGAGGGAUGGGGUUUACUGGUAUCCAUUUGUCACAUACUCCUUCAUCCUUAAAAGGUUGCCCUUGUUCUACACCCUCUUCCUCAUCAUCCCCUGCCUUGGCCUGUCCUUCCUUACUGUGCUGGUAUUCUAUUUGCCAUCAGAUGAAGGAGAGAAACUUUCACUUUCAACAUCAGUGCUGGUAUCGCUCACUGUAUUCCUGUUGGUCAUAGAAGAAAUUAUCCCUUCAUCCUCAAAGGUGAUCCCACUAAUUGGAGAGUACCUGCUCUUCAUCAUGAUCUUUGUCACAUUCUCCAUUAUUGUCACCGUCUUUGUGAUUAACGUCCACCAUCGCUCCUCUGCCACCUAUCACCCCAUGGCCCCCUGGGUAAAGAGCCUCUUUCUUCAGAGACUGCCCAGACUGCUUUGCAUGAGGGGACACACAGACAGAUAUCACUUCCCAGACAUUGAGAUGCGAAGCCCAGAGCUGAAGCCCCGUCGAGGUGCGGGAAGGAGGGGCGUUCCUGGGCACUGUGGCGGUCAGCAGAGAGGCCCCCAUGGAGGGAAGGAGGAUGAAAACCAAGCUUGGUUGGCAAUGCUGGAGAAAGCCACAAAUUCCGUUCGCUACAUCAGCCGUCAUAUCAAAAAGGAGCACUUUAUAAGAGAGGUUGUACAAGACUGGAAAUUUGUGGCUCAGGUGCUGGACAGAAUUUUCCUGUGGGCCUUCCUAACAGUGUCAAUCCUGGGAACUGUCCUUAUCUUCACCCCUGCUUUGCAGAUGUACCUCAGCACACCUUCAUGAAGGCGCACACUCAAACUCAUGAAUACUCUCCAACAGCUCGUUCUUGGUUUCCAGUCUGUCUUUAACUAUGAUUUAUUGAUAAAGCUCAAUGAAACAUUCAUAUUGUAUCUUUCUAUUGUAGAGACAAGCUCGGGCAACAAACUUUUACCUCCCUACAACAUGGUUUGCAGCCUGUAAUAACUACUGGAAACUGUAAUGCUCUAGAUGCAACUUGUCCUUUGCUGUGAAAUGCAUGUAGAGGGGUGCAGAGGAGUACAAGCAAUAAGCAGGUUAAGGUAGCGUGUAUGAUUUGAAUAUCUUUGUUUGUAUAAAUGUAAAAGUAAUUAUACAUGCAACAAAAUGCACAAUGUCACUCCAUGAAUAUUGAGCUGUUUUAUGUGUCACAUGCACUUUGUUGACUAUUGUAUGUUCUGUAAUGAUGAUCAGAAUAAAGAAAAAAAUGAAUACCACUA